This is a messenger RNA of Cotesia congregata, 307 nucleotides long. Lineage: Eukaryota; Metazoa; Arthropoda; Insecta; Hymenoptera; Braconidae. The record is from the annotation of a GenBank genome assembly.
GGCCGCAGCAAUUAAGAGAAUCAUUCCUUUGAUGGACCGAGUACUCGUUCAAAGAGCCGAUGCUAUAACUAAAACAAAAGGUGGAGUCUUGUUACCAGAGAACCAGAAGAAGGUUCUUCAAGCCACUGUAGUUGCUGUUGGACCUGGCUCAAGAAAUGAGCAAGGACAACAUAUUCCAAUGAGUGUAAAUGUAGGAGACAAAGUUCUCCUUCCCGAGUACGGUGGCACCAAAGUAACUCUUGAAGAGGACAAGGAAUUACAUCUUUUCCGUGAAUCAGACAUUGUUGCUAAAAUCGAAUCCUCAUAG